AGCAAAAAAAAAAAACUCACUGAGAGAGAGAGAGAGAGAGAGAGAGAGAAGGAGAGAGAGACUAUCGGAACGUAGUGGCUUGUGUGCGCGUGUGUGUGUGUGCGUGGAGGUGCGUACGCGCUCGCUCGGCGGUAGAAACGACUGGCGGGGCGGACAUGGAGGGACUCGGGGAAAACGCUGCUGGGAAGUGACCGAGCACCGAGGCGAAGAGAGGGGGGGGGGGGACGGAGAGCGCGAGGAAGGACGGACGGAUAUACGGGAGGAAAGAAGGAAGGAAGGAGGGUGGCGAGAAAAGUCUGACAAGAGGACAGAGAGGGAGUGAAAAGCGGCUCGUCUGGAACGCGGCAGGAUUCUAAGGAGUGAGCCCUGGGCUGGAUGGGACCCACCAUGCCCCCCAGUAAGAAGGCCCAGAGCCCCAGCAGUGGAGCCAGUGCUUCACAGGGCAUGAGCCCGCCGUACCGACAAGGGGACGCCGCAACGGCAGCAUCUGAGGCGGAGGCAGCAGACCUCUCCCUGUCCUUGUCAGCGUCCUUCUCCAAAGCUGAAGAUGAGGAGCUCACCAGUCUUUCUUGGCUCCACGAGAGCACCGACCUCCUGAACAGCUUCAGCCACUCGGGGUUGCGUAGCGUUUCCCCACUGCUGGACCCCGACGGUCAGCACCCCCGCUCGCCUUCUUCCACGUCGCCAUGCCCGGACGACCCCCUGUUGGGCGAUGCACACUCGGCGUACGACUUGGCGGCGGGGGCCAACAGGAAACCACCGUACUCCUUUAGCUGCUUGAUCUUUAUGGCUAUUGAGGAUGCGCCGAACAAGCGACUACCAGUAAAAGAUAUCUACGGCUGGAUCUUGGAGCAUUUCCCCUACUUUGCAAGCGCACCCACAGGAUGGAAGAACUCAGUGCGCCACAAUCUGUCACUAAACAAGUGCUUCAAGAAGGUGGAUAAAGACCGCAGUCAGAGCAUAGGAAAAGGAUCUCUAUGGUCAAUAGACCCAGAGUACAGGCACAACCUGAUUCAGGCACUGAAGAAGACACCGUACCAUCCCUACUCAACAGGCCUGGCCACCCCCUCCACUUCCCCACCCACUCUGUCUCAGACGUUUCACCACAGUCCUCCAUUGUGGUCGGGGAGUCCCCUCUUCAGGAAGAAUGGCGGAGUUCUCCUACAAGUUCCCCAUGGUGUGAUUCAAAAUGGCGCCCGUGUCAGGAGCCAGGCACUCUUCCCUGUGAUAAGACCUGUUCCUGUAAGCCCAGUAGGGAGCAGAACCUCGGCCAUAAGAUCAUCCAUAGGAGACUAUCUGAAACGAGGCCAGGACAGCCCUUCCUGCUACUCUCCUCCGCCCUGCGGCGAGGACCUUCAGGAAGACCACAAUUACAGCACCGCCAAAUCCCCCCAGGCCACGGCCCCUUCGUCUCCGACGGACGACGACGACAUCAUCGCCGUGGAAAUCCAAUCCGACAUCAAACCCGAGCCCCGGGAGAUCCCGCUGGAUCCCCACGUCACGACCGCCGCCGCGACUUACCUUUCCCAGCAACCCCUGCGCGCACAGAGACGUAGCUUGGGGGCAGGACCCGGGACUCUGGCGGGAAGCAGCUUUGCGUGGACCAAAAACCGAGCGAGGGGCAUUAGCGACACGCUGCCGCUGAAGAAGCGGCGCGCAGUGGAGAAGCCGCCGGAGAGCGACGACGAGGAGAUGAAGGAGGCGGCGGGGUCGCUGCUCCACUUGGCCGGCGUCCGAGCCUGCCUCAACAACAUCACAAACCGCACCGCCAAGGGCCAGAAGGAGCAGAAAGAGGCCCUGAGAAACUAAAAGACACAUAGUACAUAAUCACGCCAACACAUUAACACGUUAGCACGCCGACACAUACACACUGUACAACACACAAAUAGAUCAACAGGUAACAUGUUUAGUCUCUACGGACACUUCUCAUCUCCCUCUAUCUAUCUGCAGGGCAUUAGGUGAAUCCUACUUAUUUGUGGCAAUAUCAAAAAUCUAUGUUUUCCUACAUGUUCAGCAACACUAAUGGGUACUUCUCAUAUGUCUUUUGUUGUUUUUGUUGUUUCAAAGGGGAUGAAAGCCAUAGUAAAGCAUUUGUUUGAACAAGUGGGCAAAAGUGAAUCAGUACAAGGAAAGAAAAUGGCUGUUUGUCUUGCGUAUUUGUUUGUUCGCGUGCGUAACCUGUAGCAAUCUUGCAGUGAUGCCAGCAAAGGCGGCAGAGCCUACCAGACUCGGGCGAAGGGAGGGGGUGGGGGGUCAGUGUGUGUUGGGUGUCAGCCCCUCACUAGCAUCACUCUCCUUACAUCCACGAGCACAAAUGUGAGACUGUGCCAAAGAGAAGUGACCAGGUUGCUUCAUGUAGCCAAUAUGACAGCUGACAAAAAAAUAGACUUCAAAAUGGAAAGAAAAGAAAAAAACACCCGAAGGCAACGGUAGUUAAGCUUGACGAGAACGACCUUAAGUGUCAAAAUAAUUGUAAAACCCAAUGUGAUAUAUACUCAUGCACUUGAUAUUAUUUUACGCCACUUAUAGUAAAGCAACAUGGUUUAUUUCAAGAGCACUCAUAGUAUUUAAGAAUAGAUAUAUUAAAAUAUGGAAGAAAAAAAAAUCUCAUGUUUCGAGAUGGAUAGUGUGCCGGGUGUGAGGCAAUAUCUCCUUCAUUUUGUUGUUGUUGUUGCAUCAUGUAAGCGUCCCUGAAACUUUACCCAGUACUUCCUGUCUCGAGACGCCUGGAAAAGACAUUGUAGCUUCCCGUGGCUACCGUAUUCAUUUGGCAAUGUCCAAGAACUACAUACACAAACUGUCUUAGGGGUUAUGUUUGUGUCUGUUUCCUCCUCACUCUACCCUCAUAAAGAUAUAAGCAAUUUGUCCCGCGCAGGCAACUCUGUAAAAAGUUAGAUUAUUAUUAUUUUUUUUUUUUUGUUUUGUUUUCUUUUUUCUUUUCUUAAUUGAAGCAAUUUGACCUGCAGGACUUUCUCAGUUAUAUUGCAUGGGUGCUUGUAAAUAAGAUAAAAAGCAAAUCUUUUUUAUUCAAAGAACAUGUAAGAUAAACGAUGUAUUUAGCAUGAAGCAUGACUUAUUUUCAUAUAAACCUUGAUCCUAGAGGAAAGAAAAACAUUUGUUUUGCGCCAAUUCUUAUACCCGUGAAUUUAUUGGAUCUUCUUUUGUUUUAUCCUCCUGCGUAUAUUUGAAUCCUUUUUGGGUUCUUGAGCAGGUUUUCAAAGACACACCUUCAGGGAGCAACGUGGGGACAUAACUCUGUAGCUAGCGGCCCGAGGGUGCCACCUCGAAACGUUGGUUCCGGCUCUUAGUGGUGGGCUUCUUGUCUUCUUCUGCUCACGCGGUGGUUUAGGACUUUAGGUGAUCAGUGUUAACCCCUGUGUUAUUCCACAACACAUCUGUGGUGUGUGUUUGUGUGUGUGUGUGUGUGUGUGUGUGCGUGCGUGUCCAGGAACACACAGUUUAACAUUGUGCCUGCCUGCCCUCAGUACCUCUCAAGACGUGACAGACAUUUUUCUUUAACAUAACAGUAUUGUUUUGUUUUUGUUCUUUACCCUCCUGUGUGUGCGUGUGAGUGCGUGCGUAUUGUUUCCAUCAGCAUUGUUCAGUGUAAAUGUACCAAACAGAUGGACAUGUUGUCAGUGUCCUUAAAGAACCUCAUAUGUUCAGAUACAAAGGCUGUUUGGAGAGAGCGGUAUUAAAGAGAACUACAGUAGGAAUGCACUCAGUGGUAUAGAUGUACUGUGCACAAAGAUGCACAGUUAAACCCACAGGUAUUCAUGCCUUGGCCAUGUUUUUCUCAAUACAGGCAUACCCUUUGUGUUUUCAAUCAACGAUUAAAGUGAUUAGGGUGCUCUCGAUUAUGCAACCAGGGUCCUUGACAAUGGUGCAUGAAAUUGUUUUCUCAAAUGUAUCUGAUGAAAUCAAGGAUAUGUCAAAUGAUCAAAAUCAGCAGCUGUCAUUCUUUAACAUCACUCUGCCGAGCUUCUCAAAGUUGUUCUCUUUUUCAAGACAGAAGGCACACAAGCCAAUCACCAAACCAAAUUUUCAAAGUUUGACCAAAGUAUGAAUAGUUUUAGGCUUAACCGUACGUGCGGUUAAAAAUAGGGAUGGGCAUUUUACAGAGUUUCUCAGACCAAACGGGGGAAGACUGAGACUGAAUCGACAGCGCCUCUGGACACUGCAAAGAUGCAAAUCCUACCGAGUGAAUUUCAGUUAUUUCAAGUGAAAUAAUCUUUUACUGUACUUAUUUUAGGACAGUUUUGACUUUUCUUUUAAUUCUUAGAAGUACAAAAACACUUGUUUUAAGAUUCCAGAUUUUAUUUCUAGAAUCUUAUGCCUUCAAUUUAUACUAGUUCAACUGGCAGAUUUCGUUUCACUUAUUUUAGGGGCAAAAUGUAAGAUUUGUGUGUUUGCGGUGCAAGUUGUCACUACAGUAUGUAGUGCGCUCCAAUAUGCUUCAGUUGUUUUAAGACACCAUAAACCGGAGUACAAAAUGAUCAGUGAGUCAAUUAUUAUGCCCAUCCUUAAUUGAAAUAUUGAUUUGCAGUUGUAGAUUCAAGUUUUCACUCAGUAUAAAGCAGCUCAAUGUUUUUUAAAUCUACUGUAUACGUUGCUAAAGGUAAGCUAAUUCCGCUCACUUUCAAGGUGUUAAGGUUAUCUCUUCCAGCUGUGAAUGAAAGAACGACUUAAUUGGAAAUUCCCAAAGCAGGCAUGAGCAAAGACGUUCUUUCAUUCUGAAGUGAUUUUGAUAUUGCGCCACCGUGUGUGGUUUGGCUUCCAACGCCGCUUUAUUUGCUUGGAAGCUACAGUACAAAUGUGCACCCGAGCAGUGAGCCAAGUAGCCGAACGUAUGCAUGUCCCAUCCACACUGGUGAAAUCCUUUUUGCCACCUGUAGCAUGCAUCGCUGGCUUUUUUGCAUUUUGUAUGGUAUCCAUGCUGACAUCAAAAAAGGCUAAAAGGAGACAGUCAGUCAGUGUCUUGUUAUGUGCCACCUGUCUCUCUUGUGCGGUAUCUGUGUGAGGUCAGGCCCUCUGCUGUAUUUAAAGAAACAACCCACUCAUGUGCUGACAAAUAUCAUGUUGGUUUGGUAAGAGGCAUGUCAAAAUAUGUGGCUUUAAAAAAUAUAUAAUAAUGACAAUACUUCCUCUGUCUCGCUCAUUUGCAUUCAAGAACCUCCAACACGUUGAAAGCAAAUAGUUUACUUCACUGCCUGAAAAGACCCUUAACAAGUAUUGUUUUCAAAGCUGCCAAGUAAAAUGCUAGAAAAUUAAAAGUCGCCAAUUUCUUUUUCUGUUUUUUCUGCUCUCUCUCUCUCUCUCUCUCUCUCUCUCACUCUCUCUCUCUCUCUCUCGAGCAAAAUAGUUUACAAUACUGCCGUUCUAUUUGGCGACUGUCUAAGCUGAGUAUUGGAAAGCCAUAGGUUAGUGAUGUCAAAAACGCAAAACUGUUAUUGAUCCGCGAGACGUGACGCAGAGUACACCCAGGUGUGUUGGUUUUUCAGUAAAUGUUCAACUCUCUCCUUAUCCUCCUCCUUAUUGUGCAAUCAUAUUGCCAAAGAAUGAGUUACAGACCUGUUUCAUCACUACAUGUAAAUAUCAACGUUGUCCAAUACUGUGGCAAAAAAAUAUAUAUAAAUGUUGUUUUAUUUUUUUUCCAUUUUCUGAGAAACUGCAAUGAUGUUUAUGUGAUGUAUUGUCUUCCAGUUGGUUGCAAUAAUAAAAAAUAAAAAAAAUCCAAGUUGCA
Molecule: messenger RNA, 5743 nt
Organism: Phycodurus eques (leafy seadragon)
Lineage: Eukaryota; Metazoa; Chordata; Actinopteri; Syngnathiformes; Syngnathidae
Product: forkhead box protein N3-like
Exons: 6
Coding region: 376-1809 (477 amino acids)
Biological process (GO): regulation of DNA-templated transcription
Cellular component (GO): nucleus
Molecular function (GO): DNA-binding transcription factor activity; cis-regulatory region sequence-specific DNA binding
Source: RefSeq, a predicted model, not a curated record